Dermacentor silvarum is the source of this 1777-nucleotide messenger RNA. RefSeq names its product dual specificity mitogen-activated protein kinase kinase 1-like. NCBI's taxonomy places the organism in Eukaryota, Metazoa, Arthropoda, Arachnida, Ixodida, Ixodidae. Gene Ontology annotation, molecular function: protein kinase activity; ATP binding. The record is from RefSeq and is a predicted model, not a curated record. The transcript has 12 exons. Gene Ontology annotation, biological process: protein phosphorylation. The coding region runs from base 107 to 1777 and encodes 556 amino acids.
UUGUUUAUUUUAUCACUACCGCAAACUUGUAGAAGGUGCUCAGCACGGCGGAGUUGUAGCGUUCGCAUUUUGUACGAUUGUAUGCUGCGCGAAGGAAGCGGCUAACAUGAGCCGAAACCCUGGAAAAAACAAACUAAAUCUCAAGCUUCCGCCGGGCUCCAUAGAGCCACUAGAUCACUCGGGGUGCGAUCCGACAAACGACAAAUCGACUCAGAACACGAGCAUCGAAGACUUGCAGAAAACACUCGAAGGCUUGGACUUAGAUGAACAGCAGCGCAAGCGGCUGGAGGCAUUUCUGUCCCAGAAGCAGAAAGUUGGCGAGCUCAGCAGUGAUGACUUUGAGAACCUUGGUGAGCUUGGUGCUGGAAAUGGGGGAGUUGUCACCAAGGUGCUGCAUAGACCCAGUGGCUUCAUCAUGGCCCGGAAGCUGAUUCACUUGGAAGUCAAACCUGCCAUUCGGAACCAGAUCAUACGAGAGCUGAAGGUGCUUCAUGAGUGCAACUCUCCGCACAUAGUGGGCUUCUACGGAGCCUUCUACAGUGAUGGUGAAAUCAACGUCUGCAUGGAAUACAUGGAUGGUGGCUCCUUAGAUUUAGUGCUAAAAAAGGCAGGCCGCAUUCCUGAAAAAAUUUUGGGCAAGGUCACAAUAGCGGUACUGAAAGGUCUCAAUUAUCUGAGGGAGAAGCAUCAGAUAAUGCAUCGCGAUGUCAAGCCAUCAAACAUGCUUGUGAAUUCUAGGGGCGAAAUCAAGAUCUGCGACUUUGGCGUGAGCGGGCAACUGAUUGAUUCAAUGGCAAACUCUUUUGUGGGAACACGGUCUUACAUGUCGCCGGAGCGACUCCAAGGCACGCACUACACUGUUCAAUCGGACAUCUGGAGCCUGGGCCUGUCAUUGGUGGAAAUGGCACUGGGCCGCUACCCGAUCCCACCACCUGAUGACCGAGAACUGACUGCCAUCUUUGGCCGCAACUACACCCCUGAAAGUAACUCUGGCAUGGCAUCGGGUGAUGGACCACGGCCCAUGUCAAUCUUCGAACUUCUCGACUACAUUGUCAACGAAGUGAGCAACGAUUCAUUCUUUCUUCAAUGUUUAGAAGACAGUUUCACACUAGUGAUGUGGGGUGCGCGACCAUCCGUGGGCGACGUUCUCGAGGUGCUACAGCAGCGCAUGCUGGACAACUCGGUUAUAGUGUUCAGCAGCGACACGGAGGCUUGCCCUGGGGCCUGCACGCCAGCCGUGGCUUCAACUGGCCGCUACGGGGCGCCAAGGGCACCCUGGUUUACGCCAACCGACGGUUGUGCGACGUCCACCGUUCAGCUAGACGCACGCGCCGCUUGCACAAUCUCGCCCAGGCGGAGAUCCGUCAAAAAUGAAGAGGCUCGACGGCCACGACAUGUGGCUGCAACUGUGCGCCGACCUGCCUCCCCGCGUGUCGAGCUGCUGUACAACAUCGACCCCGUGGGCGACACGGCGGCACUGCGCUACCGCGAUUACAAGCUGCCAGUGGCGCGAGAGGGCCACACUCACCUGCGGCCCGCAGGAGAGCUCCACUUCGUGGGCGGCGACCCACCCUACCUGUUCGACCUGUCCAAGGAUCCUUGCGAGAUGCACAACCUGGCACCCGACAACCGAGCGCUGCUGUCCGUGCUCAUUCGGAAGCUCGCGAGCUACGCGAUCACAUCGGUGGCGCCACGCAACAAGCCCGCAGACCCGAGGUCGUACCCCCAGUACCACAACGGCACCUGGGCGCCUUGGGUGAAUGUCGCCUCCACAUAG